GGAACAUAAAAUGUUUGGUGUAAAGUAUGGCGCUGAAGAACUUGCAGCUGUUCCACAUGAACCGUGGGAAGGGGUAUCAGAAACAGCAAGCGACGCCCAUGAAGGCGCCUCCAUCUGCCUUGUCCAGGUCUAUAUCCCGGAGUGCAGAGGCUUUGGCCGCUUCUACUGGUGCUGGUAAAGAAAUAAAGGCGCGCAAAGCUCGAAGCACGGACCAGCCGGGUGCGAAUGGAUCGAGCAGUUUGUCCAAAGGCGGGAGCUCCCUUGCUCUCCCAGCGCUGGGCAAACUGUGGGGCGAGGACACCGACAGUUUUAGGAGCAGAUCGAGAAACGGCAGUGCAAGCAGUAGAUCCGGGAGCCUGGACCGAAGCAACCACGGCUCCAGUUCCAGUAUAACGCUCAAUGGGGAAGAAGAUAAUAUUAACGUAGUUGUGAGAGUCCGGCCUGUAAACGAGAGGGAGCGAUCUCUGCAAGAGCGGGACAUGUUGGAGUUCCCCGGCAAAGGACAGAUCAUCGUCAACGGCAUCUCACUCGCGCAGAAGCCUAAGCUGUUCUCCUACAACGUUGUCUUCGAACCUGCUGCCACACAAGAGGAUGUCUUGGAAUACAGUGGCAUUAAACGUCUGCUAGAAAUGGCGGUGGAAGGCUUCUCUUGCACAGCUUUCUGCUACGGACAGACGGGCAGCGGCAAAACGCACACUUUAACUGGACCACCGGGGCUUGUGGAGAGUGGAGCAAGCCCGUACUCCCCAGAGCACGGCCUGGUGGUGCGGUCGUUCGUGUAUCUCUACCAACUUAUCCGCGAUCGCCCCGACUGCCACUACAUAUUGAAAGCUUCCUUUUUGGAAAUAUACAAUGAGAAGGUAAUAGACCUUUUAAACCCGGGUAGUGCUAGAAAACCACAGCAAGUCAGAUGGUCGAAAGAGAGUCGGAGUUUUUACGUGGAGAACCUUUUCACAGUGGAUUGUGAAGAGCUGGACGACCUUUUUGCUGUAUUAGAGGAGGGGAUGCGGAACCGAGCGGUCGGCGCUCACGCAAUGAACGCCCACUCGUCCCGAUCCCACACGUUACUCAGCGUGAGGAUACGUCGCGAUGUUGGCUCCGACCGCGAUAUCACGUGCUCCACACAUGGCAAGAUGAACUUCGUGGACUUGGCUGGUAGCGAGAUGACCAAGCGCACCAAGAGCAGCGGCAAGACUCUGGAGGAAGCCAAUAAUAUCAACAGGAGCCUUAUGGUGUUAGGGUACUGCAUAGCACAACUAAGCGACGGUAAGAAGAAAGGACACAUACCAUACCGGGACAGCAAGCUUACAAAGCUGUUAGCCGAUAGCUUGUCUGGAAAUGGGGUAACUUUAAUGAUUGCUUGUAUAGCGCCUACAAAAUCCAAUUUGAAUGAAACUAUCAACACGCUGCGAUACGCCGCUCGCGCUAAGAAAAUAAAAUCCAAGCCUAUUGUUAAAAUGGACGCCAGAGACGCUUUGAUACUGAGUUUGAAGAGGGAAGUGGAGGCGCUGCAAACUGAGAACCACCAUUUGAGGACAGCUCUACAAAUUCACUCCGAUUACAAUGCUGAUUCUUAUAGUCAAAAGAGUCGCGGCACGCCGCCUCCGAUAGAAGCCAACAAGCUCUACCAGCUGCCACAGAAGGAGUUGGUAGAGCUGGUCCAACUGCACAUGUCAGAGAACUCUGCGCUCAGACAAGAGAACACAGAGCUGUUUGUCGUUAGAGAUCAACUGUUGAGGGAUCAGGAGCUUCUAAGCAGAGAAAACGAGCGGUUGUUAAAGAAACUCGAGGAUGUUAACUCCGUUUGCACCCGAUCUCCAAUAAUACCAGCGAGGGCUGCGUACUCCGAAGUCAGCACCAGUGCCAGCGCUCCCGAGGCGGACGUCUGGACGAACCAUGUUAGAUCUGCUAACAGCAGUACGUUUAGUGGAGGCAGCUAGUCUUACGAUAAAUUAUAGAGAACUAGCUGAUCCCCGCAACUUCACCCGUAUGCGGAUUUAGGUUUUAAUAAAUCCCGUAAGAACUUUUUGAUUUUCUGCAAUAAAAAUAACCUAUACCAGGACUCUAGGUCUUCAACUAAUAUUAUAUCCAUGCAAAAAAAUCAAGUCAUUCCGUUGCUCCUUUGCGACGCGAUUUUAAGGCUAACCAAAAAACUGACACACUUUUGCGUUUAUAAUAGCAAGUCACUACUAAAAGAGGCUAACUUACGCCACAGAAUACUCCUUCAAGGUACAGAAAUAUCAGUUAUAUUAAAAAAUAAAUAAUUUUGUUAUGAAUUGGCUGUGCAAAUCAUUUUGUGUAAAACUACCUUAAAUAUUACCUAAUUGGUUGUGCUAUUAACUUAUUUUUUGUACUUAUUUAAAAAUCACUGUUUAGUUUUUGUAGUAAGUAGGUACUUACAUGAAUAAAUUAGAGAAAAAUAUCGACAAUACUUAAAUUAUAGAAUUUUAGAAUAAUUGUGCUUGUAAAUUAAAAUAAAACUGCUUAAUUGUGUGUAUGGAAUAUUUGUUUUAUUUUGUAUCCAAAAAUGUUACAUAACAUACAGUUCAGAAAAAUUUAUUUUUACACAAACUUGUACAUAUACAAACAGUAAAUAAGUUAAAUUAAAUAUUGAUCUCAUAAGUAUGUGAGAACAAUGUUUAGUUUAUUUACUUUUAUUUGUAAACUAAAUACUUAAUUUUUAAGUUAUAUAACAUCUCUUUUACGAGUUACAUCUAAAGUUGACAAAAAAAGUAUCUAAGACCAUAAAAUUGCUUUACCCUUUUUCACAAGUUGCAGUAAAUCAAAACGUCACCAAGGGUGGAAAGAAAUUUUAUGGUCAAUAUACAAUCAAGAUUAUAGAACUCAAAAUUAUUAAUGUGAGUUUACACUGACUAAACAUUCAC
Maniola jurtina (meadow brown) is the source of this 2885-nucleotide messenger RNA. Its product is annotated as kinesin-like protein KIF12. The transcript has 13 exons. Lineage: Eukaryota; Metazoa; Arthropoda; Insecta; Lepidoptera; Nymphalidae. The record is from RefSeq and is a predicted model, not a curated record. Gene Ontology annotation, molecular function: microtubule binding; ATP binding; microtubule motor activity. The coding region runs from base 27 to 1940 and encodes 637 amino acids. Gene Ontology annotation, biological process: microtubule-based movement.